Molecule: messenger RNA, 1399 nt
Organism: Pelobates fuscus (common spadefoot toad)
Lineage: Eukaryota; Metazoa; Chordata; Amphibia; Anura; Pelobatidae
Product: glutathione S-transferase P 1-like
Exons: 7
Coding region: 160-792 (210 amino acids)
Biological process (GO): glutathione metabolic process
Cellular component (GO): cytosol
Molecular function (GO): glutathione transferase activity
Source: RefSeq, a predicted model, not a curated record
GGGCUCUCCCAAUCAUCCACAUUUUGUCUGCAGUGUGUAACUGGUGGGCGUGGUGACGUGCAACAUAUCCGCUCACGCCACCUUGUCUAUAAAUCAGAAGGUCUUUGCAGUGGAUUUCACUUUUUGUGUCAAAUAAGGGGUGUCGCAGCAGAGAGAACAAUGCCAGAAUACACAAUUGUAUACUUCAAUGUCAGAGGUCGUUGUGAAGCAGCACGAAUACUUCUAGCUGACCAAGGUUUCGAAUGGAAGGAAGAAAUUGUGACGUUUGACACCUGGCUGCAAGGAGAUCUGAAAGCUAAAGCGGUGUUUGGGCAACUUCCAGGAUUUAAAGAUGGUGAUCUCACCUUGUAUCAGUCCAAUGCUAUUCUGCGCCAUCUUGCAAGGAAGCAUGGUUUAUAUGGGAAGGAGCCUAAUGAUCAAUCCUGUAUAGAUAUGAUGAAUGAUGGGGUAGAAGAUCUCAGGAUAAAAUAUUUGCAGCUAAUUUAUAAGAAUUAUGAACAAGGAAAGGAUGACUACAUUAAGAAUUUAUCUGCUGAUUUCAAGCACUUUGAAAGUUUCUUGAGUCAGAAUAAUAAUGGAAAAGGCUUUCUUGUAGGCAACGAGAUUUCAUUUGCAGAUUAUAACCUUCUGGAUCUUCUCCGCAAUCAUCUUGUAUUGGCUCCUGGGUGUCUUGCAGAAUUUCCGCUUCUCAGUGCAUAUGUUGAACGUAUCUCUUCUCGGCCCAGAAUUCAGGCCUUCCUGUCUAGUGACGCCCACAAGAAUCGCCCCAUUAAUGGAAACGGCAAACAGUAAUUAAAAAAAAUUCCAGAAAGAUCAAGGCACACCGAGCCACGACAGGAAUGCCGUCUACCGCCAACCCCACACAGAGGAAACCCCCAUUUUCCUUUUUUUUUCCCUCCCUCCCCACCUCCCCCUCUCUCACUCUCCACGAUCUUUCCUCCCUCAUCCCCACCCACACAACACCCCUUAACACCACCGCCGCACGCCCUACGGCCUGCAGCCACACUGCACAACUUAACUCCGCCCUUGGAGCCCCAAAGGCAAAGGACCCACACGAGGACGCAACUCGACAGACCACGUAGCAAGACAACACGACCUACGACCCUUCUAGAGACCCUAGGAAACCUUAGACCGACUAGUCCACAACCAGACCGACUAGACAGACACACACAACACCAAGAGAUCACAGGAGCAGAACAUACCACACCCCCCCCUCAACCGAAUGACCCCGUGACUAUACGACCCAGUUUACCCCCACCCGUUACAAAAUGAAACAGAUGCACAGCCAAAUACAUGUCGGACACGUUCUAAACUCUGUAUCCUCUGCAAACAUAAACUUGUAACAAUAUUGUUAUCAAAAAUGCAAAGCAAACCACUGUGAACGAUGUACCCACAUGUU